This is a messenger RNA of Kluyveromyces lactis, 2586 nucleotides long. RefSeq names its product telomerase reverse transcriptase (gene EST2). Gene Ontology annotation, molecular function: telomeric repeat DNA binding; telomerase RNA binding. The record is from RefSeq and is a predicted model, not a curated record. NCBI's taxonomy places the organism in Eukaryota, Fungi, Ascomycota, Saccharomycetes, Saccharomycetales, Saccharomycetaceae. The coding region runs from base 1 to 2586 and encodes 861 amino acids. The transcript has a single exon. Gene Ontology annotation, biological process: telomere maintenance via telomerase. Gene Ontology annotation, cellular component: telomerase catalytic core complex.
AUGAAAAUUCUUGUCGAAUAUUUGGAAUCUUUAGAGUGCUAUGAAACCCUCAGAAAAUCGGAUAUUCUGAUCAAUGCUGACUCUAAUGGGGUAUCCAAUCUGUUACUCAGCUGUUUCGCACAAGUUAACAGCAAACAUUGCGUACCUCCUGAAAUUGAAAUAUCUUCUACUUUCAGCUCAUCGUAUCACUGUGAAACUAUAGAAACAUGCAUUCUCUACCUUUUGCACAAGAAUUUUACGAAUAAUAUACUGACUUAUGGUUACCAGCUGGGAAAGAAUUCAGAUGUCAUGACCAAACUGUUUUGCCGUUCAUCGAACAUAAGCGUAAGUGUAUUGAAAUGUAAUAGCUGGAGAUUGUUCCAUCAGCUGGUUGGCACUGACAAUUUUGUGAAUUUGUUAAUCAACUAUUCCGUAUAUUUCAACACCGGCCAUUACUUCAGGCAGAUAAUUGGAACCCCCGCUAACGCGCCUCAGGUGCCACCUGCAUGGCUAGAUCGGUCGUAUAGGAGGGAAAGAAAUACUAAGCUAACGAUAGAUUGGAACUCUGCUCUAUAUCAUAAGAUAAGACCGCAAGAUUACAAGAAUAUCAUUGAGACUGAUCAGGGGCUGUUAAUAGCUGAGAUUUUUCCGAAAAUAUCAGAGAGCAGUAAGACACCUCGUUCUCUAAACUUUGCAUUGAAUAAUCUAAAACCCAUUUUAUAUGAGCUCAUUCGAGCUCACGAGAGGUUUUCAUAUAGACACAUCAUCAAUAAUAUAUGCCCCAAAUCAGAUACUUUCUAUUCAUCACCCAAAAGUGUCAUCAAACUGCUCAUUGUAUGUGUUAGAAAAACGUUCCCAUUGGACCUGUUAGGAUCAAAUUCAAACUAUAGCGUUCUAUCAAAAGCGAUUGCAAUACUUGUCAAAAAACCGCUCCAUUCAAAGAUACUAUUUGAUGAAUUAUGUAAAGGAUUGCGUGUGAAAGAUGUCAAAUGGCUAGAAACAAGGCGGCUUCCAGCUGGUGAACAAACUCAAAAGAUUCCAUAUUAUGAUGUGAAAAAUCGACAAGCGCUUCUUUAUAAACUGUUUUUUUGGAUCCUUUCCUGUUACGUCCCAAAAUUACUAUCUACAUUUUUCUAUGUGACAGAACUAUCGUCGACUGUCGAUAUAGUUUAUAUUCGUCAUGAUACUUGGAAAACCAUGUCACAACCUUUUUUGAAAUCUUACUUUAGGAGGUAUUUGCUUGAGAAUAAAUAUUGUUUCCAGCACAGAUCUUUCACAGAAUCCAAGUUCAAUCACAGAAAUCUUCGUUUAAUACCAAAAAAAUCAGGCCUCGAUUUCAGAAUAAUAGCGGUGCCGUGUAAAGGAGUCAAUAUACAAGAGUUUAACGAGUUUAAUGAUUACGUUACGAACGCUCUGAAGCCCACCAAGAUUAUACUGGAAAGAUUGAGGAUGAGACGAAAUACCAAGUUUACAAAAGCAUUCUCUCCUUUGGAAAUACCCAAGAUUGUAUUAAGUUAUAAGCAAAGGCUACUUUUAAAACAUGGUAAAAUACCGAAUCUCUAUCUUUUAAAGUUUGACAUUCAAUCCUGCUAUGAUUCAAUUCCGGUUCAGAAAGUAAUGAAAUUGGUAGAGGCUCGGAUAUGUGAAGAGCAGCAGUUUUUUAUUAGAUCUCAAGAUAUACUGACAACUGCUUCCACUCGUCUGAAAAGGCUUCAUGCUGUAAAUGGAGACAUACAAUUCCAGGAAAAUGAUUUAGUAAUUGAUUCAGUCAAAACUACUGUCUUAUCAAAAGAAGACGUUUUAACAGUAGUUAAAAUGGAACUCUUCAAAACCAGUAUCUUUUACAGAGGCAAGUGUUACUUAAGAAAAGAUGGACUCUUUCAAGGAACUCCCUUAUCUUCCGUUCUUGUUGAUAUAUUGUAUGACGACCUACUUGAAUUCUACACCGAGUUUACUGAUGAAAAUGAUUCAGAUCCGAUGAUAAUACGGCUGGUGGAUGAUUUUCUAAUAGUUUCAACUUCCAAGAAAUACAUCGAGCGGCUUAAUAAUCUGGCUCAAACAGGAUUCAAAUCUUUCAAUACUUAUAUAAACCCACAAAAAGUCUUGGUUACUUCAUCAGAAUCUGAAACAUCAACAAAUGUACCUUUUUGUGCACUGCAGUUAAAUCUAAGAACCCUAGAAGUUUGGAAAGACCGCUCAUCGUAUAAUGUCCUAGGAACAGUUUUGGGAUCAUCUAAGCAACUGUAUAAUAAAUUACUCUGGAUCUUUGAGAUGAGACUAUCUUAUAAUAUGCUGGACGAGCGCUUAAAUUCUUGGGAAACGGCUGCAAGGUUCCUGAGAGAAGUUGCGUUAAAUGUAAUUCAAUCGUUCAUUGUCCUUUUUAAUAGGAAGAAAAGCAGCAGAAGAUCUUUCAAACAAUUUGUUUUCAACAUUUUUCAGCGAAUUGAUCUUAACCUCUCUUCAGCUAAUAUGUUCUCGAUGGAAAAGUCCGUCGCGUCAAAAGAACUGGUGUUGUCAGUUUUCCUUGAACAAUUAAAAUUAAGGAAGAACGCAUUUGCAGACAUUUUGACAAAUGUCAGCGAUUUGAAACUAUUAAUAGAGUUUUAA